AGCGGGAGCUUUAGUGCACUGGGUUAUUAUAUUCUUUAUGAUUCUCUUUGCAUAAAAGGCAAGUAACAUUGUUCAUGAGAAGUGUUUGCCCAUAGCUCAAGGAAUAUAUAUACUCUUCCUACCUUCCAAGCCUCAUUUCACAUCAAAAUAUCUCUUGCAAAGUAGAAAUAUACUAUUAUUAUACAUAAAAAGCUCUUUCUCUUCACCUUUCAUCACCAUUGUCACCUUAUUAUUUUUUUUUUCUAAAUAUCAAAUCAUGGUGUUCAAGAAAAUUGGUCAAGGAGCUCUCCAUUAUAUAGGUCAAACCAUAUCGAAAAUUGGUCAAGUUUUUCAAGGAAGAGACGAGGAGAUUGAUGAUGAAAUCAUAGAAUAUUGUUAUGACAAGUAUUUUAGAAGAACAGUGGCUGAUUUUUACCAGUCAAUUUGCCUAACAGUCGAAGAAAUUAAUAGAAGGAAAGGGAGUACACAAUUCAAGAUUCCAAGUACUGCAGCUAUAAAAAAAGCAUACAAAAAAUAUCAUAGUGUGAAAGGAGCAAAAAUGACAAAGGAUAACUUAAAAAAAUGUGUGCAUGAAUUAAUGAAUGAAAGUGGAGUUACUGGAUUUGGAGCAACAGAUACAAUAAUUUAUUUAUUUGGAGUACCAGCCACAGCAUUAUUCAUCAAAAAUAGAACAAAACCAGAAGCAAUUUCUGAUGAUAUAUUUAUUCCUGGUGUUACUUCUGCUACUGUAUUUGUUCUUUCUAAAUUCAAUAAGAUCUAAGAAUAUAAUUCAAGAAAAAAAAAAUUAAUAUAAUUUGACAUUUGUUAUAGUUCUUGUUAUUCUAUCUGUUUAAUUUUUAUGCACUGACGAUGUAAAACAUAUUUCAUACAAUCAUGUUGUAUAUGCUUUUCUUACAUGUAUAUCUAUGAUAUUAUUACCGAGAACCGCAAA
Molecule: messenger RNA, 931 nt
Organism: Capsicum annuum
Lineage: Eukaryota; Viridiplantae; Streptophyta; Magnoliopsida; Solanales; Solanaceae
Exons: 4
Coding region: 257-760 (167 amino acids)
Source: RefSeq, a predicted model, not a curated record